AUGGAUGGGUUCGAUUUAUUGAUAAAGUGGUAUGAUUGGUAUAAUACCUUUGGUGAUGCAUUCGAUUAUAAAGAUUAAAAUAAUUGGUAACAAGAAUUAAAUGUUCAGGAAGAAGUAAAGGAAAUGGCUUAUUAAAACUAAGUAAGAUAGGUUAGAAAAGAAGAUAUUAUUGAUAUUGCAAAAAUGAAGAAAGAAAAGCUUGAAUAUGUUUACUGUAUUGACACAGCUAAAAUCAAGAAUAAAUAUGAAGGAUUAGAAACAGUUUAAGGUCCUUUGGAAGAUCAAUUUGAUGUAUAUGAGAAGCCUGACUUAUUUUAUGUAUUAGAUCAAGGAAAAAACUAUCUUUGCUUUGGAGGCGAGAAGCACGCUACUAUUCACCAUUACUACAUAAAGCAUCUUGAUGAUAAAAAGUAGUAUGAUUUUACAUUAUAAGCAGAAGUUAAGCUUCAAGAAGAAGCAAAAAACAAAGUAGAGUCUUAUUUCUAUUUCUUUUUAGAAGAUGAAGAGCUAAAAGUAAAGAUAUUAGACUAAAUGGAAAAUGAAGAGGAUGAAAUUGAAGUUUUUUUCUUGUAAACAUUCUCUCGUUAACCAGAGCUAACUAGAGUAGUUCUAAUUUAAAGGCAAUGGGUAUUUUAUUUAAACAAAGAUAAAACUAAUACUAAAGUUGUAGAGGUAAACGAAGAAAUUUAAAAGUUGAACGACAUAUACAAUAAAUGUAAACUUUAAAACAUUGAUCACUGUGAAUGGUUUAACAUAGGAGACAGAAAAUUAAUCUUUUCCUGUGAAGCAAACUAAUUUCCCAGUGCAAUUGAUCUGAAAAAUUAGACUAUAUACAGCUAUAAGUUAAAAGAAAAAAAAUAGAAAUUUCAGUGGAACAUGAUUGAGUCCUUUAAGUUUCCAUCAAAUUAUGCUGAUCCUAAAUAUAAUCAAGUCAAUGAAUUUACUUGCACAGAAAUACUUGAUAGAGAAAGUUUCGAAUUUUAAUAUAUUGCAUUCAAAUUCUUGAAAACUUUAGCAAAAAGAGAUCCUAGAUUGAUUGAAAUUCAAGCAACAAUUGACAUAAUGAAUUAAGAAAUUAGCUAGGUUAACUUAGCUUAGAUAAUAGAGAUAAAGAAAAUCUACAACAAGUAAAUUUAUUAAACUGUAAGAAGUGAAUUUGAAAGAAUGUUAUAAAAGCAUCCAUAGUUGUAAGGUCUUAGCUUAGUAAAGCAUCUUUUUCAUGGUACUAGGUAAACUGAUCCAUUUAAUAUCUACUCAUUUGAGAGUGGAUUAGAUAUGAGAUAUAGUGCAGUUGGGGCAAAUGGAAUAGGACUAUAUUUUGCAGAUAAUUCUUGUUAUUCUAAUGGAUAUGCUCAUAGUGCAAAUGGAAGGAAAUAGAUGUUUUUCUGUACAGUCAUAACAGGAUUAUCAUCAAGUUAAGGUGGAGGUUAAGCAGCAAGAAUGCCUGCUGCUAUACCAGGUAAGCAAGGUGUAUUAUACGAUUCAUUUAAUAAUGGAAAUGGAGGCCAUUAUAUUAUUUACGACAAUCAGAAAUCAUACCCUGGAUAUUUAAUUACUUAUUGA
This is a messenger RNA of Stylonychia lemnae, 1563 nucleotides long. Lineage: Eukaryota; Ciliophora; Spirotrichea; Sporadotrichida; Oxytrichidae. The record is from the annotation of a GenBank genome assembly.